AUGGCCUCCCCCUCUAAGAAGCCCAAGGGAUCUAUCUUCUGGCUAUCCUACAUUUCCGUCGUGGUCUGCAACUUCCUCAGCGCGCUCGAUGCGACUGCUGUGGCCACUUCCCUUCCGACGAUCACCAAGGACCUCAACGGAGGCGAUGAGUUCGUCUGGGUCGGCGCCGCCUACAACCUCGCGGCUGCCGCAUUCCUCCCCUUCACCGGACAGCUCGCCGACAUCGUUGGACGUCGUCCAACUAUGCUCGGUUGCGUAGGCCUGUUUUUUCUUGGCAGUCUUCUAUGCGCCACCGCUCAAAACAUGCCCUGGCUCAUUGCUGCACGAACUGUACAGGGAAUUGGGGGCGGAGGAAUCAUCAACCUGGCGACAAUCAUCACGUCUGACCUGAUUCCUUUGGCCGAGCGUGGUCUCUACCAGGGUCUCCUUGUCCUCACAUGGUCGGCUGCUGCGGGUGUCGGGCCGUUGAUUGGUGGUACCUUCUCCGAGAAAGUGACCUGGAGGUGGCUUUUCUAUGUCAACCUGCCGCUUGCUGGGAUUGCCUUUUUCCUUGCUAUGAUUUUCCUUCGCGUCCGAACCCCCACUGGUACGCUUCGCGAGAAAGUUGCCCGCAUCGACUUCAUCGGCAACUUUCUCAUCAUCGCUGGCACAGCGCUCGCUUUGAUUGGCCUCACGUGGGGCGGCAUCCGCUUCCCGUGGAACUCAACGCAUGUUCUCGGGCCACUCAUCCUCGGCUUCAUACUCGUGUUCCUCUUCUUUGUGUACGAGACCUUUGUCGCCAAGUCUCCCGCUCUGCCCUUCGACAUCCUCGCGAAUCGCACCAGUCUUGCCGGGUACAUCGCGACGUUCUUCCACGGUAUCAUCUCAAUCACCGGGAUCUACUACCUUCCGGUCUAUUUCCAGGCAUGCAAAGAAGUUACUCCUAUCCGCUCAGCGAUCAACACUUUCCCUCUCGGACUGGUCGUCGCCGGGCUGGCCAUCUUCUCCGGUGUCGUGGUCAAAGUCGUGAAGAAGUAUCGACCCGCGAACGUCAUCGGCUGGGCGUUCAUUCUCGUCGGACUGGGCCUUCUGUCUCUCCUCAAGGCGGAUUCGGAUGCCGGCCAAUGGGUCGGCUUCCAGGUCAUCACCAGCACCGGCAUCGGCACCAUCUGGGCGACGACCGUGUACCCCAUUCUCGCGCCUCUCCCUGUGUCCCGCGCCGCCUCCGCCCUCGCCUUCUACAACUUCUGCCGCACGUUCGCCCAGACCUGGGGCGUCGCCAUCUCCGCUGCCAUCCUCCAGAACGAGCUCAAGUCCAACCUUCCUGCCGACUUCCUGCUCACUUUCCCCGCCGGUGCCGAGAUCGCCUACGCCGCGAUCCCCGAGAUCCCCGGGCUCCCCGACCCGCUCCGCGACGAAGUCCGCGCGGCGUUUGCGAAGAGCAUGUCGACUGUCUGGAAGGCAAUUCUCGGAUUUGCGGCGGCGGGUAUCCUCACCGUCAUGCUCAUGCGGGAGGUACCGAUGCAGCAGCACAAGGACGAAACAUACGGACUGGAGAAUGACGAUGCGGAGAAGGAGGAAACGAAGGACUGUGAGCUCGAGGGCGGUAAAGAGGGGUCCAGACGUCCAUGA
Messenger RNA from Epithele typhae, 1611 nucleotides. Its product is annotated as iron permease. Gene Ontology annotation, cellular component: membrane. Bases 1 to 1611 code for a protein of 536 amino acids. Gene Ontology annotation, biological process: transmembrane transport. Lineage: Eukaryota; Fungi; Basidiomycota; Agaricomycetes; Polyporales; Epitheliaceae. The record is from RefSeq and is a predicted model, not a curated record. The transcript has 8 exons. Gene Ontology annotation, molecular function: transmembrane transporter activity.